UUGCUCAUCGCGAGACUAUCCAGUCCUCUGCCUGAAUCCAGCUGGUAGCCUGCCUGCCGUGCCGUUGAGGGUUCUGUUGCAGUUGAGGUGAGAGUUGCCAUACAUCAUGGGGAACAUCUUUGGCAACCUUUUGAAGAGCCUGAUAGGCAAGAAGGAGAUGAGGAUUCUCAUGGUGGGGCUGGACGCUGCUGGGAAAACCACCAUCCUCUACAAGCUGAAGCUGGGGGAGAUCGUUACCACCAUUCCCACAAUCGGUUUUAAUGUAGAGACGGUGGAGUACAAGAACAUCAGCUUCACUGUGUGGGACGUGGGUGGCCAGGACAAGAUCCGUCCCCUUUGGAGGCACUACUUCCAGAACACCCAGGGGUUGAUCUUUGUGGUCGACAGCAAUGACCGUGAGCGGGUGAACGAAGCUCGUGAGGAACUGAUGAGGAUGCUGGCUGAGGACGAGCUGCGGGAUGCUGUCCUUCUAGUCUUUGCCAACAAACAGGACCUGCCCAAUGCCAUGAAUGCUGCAGAGAUCACAGAUAAGCUGGGCCUGCACUCUCUACGCCACCGCAACUGGUACAUUCAGGCCACCUGCGCCACUAGUGGAGACGGUCUCUACGAGGGUCUGGACUGGCUGGCCAAUCAGCUGAAGAACAAAAAGUGAAGAGUCCGGUCAGUAGAGUGGGGAAGAGCCUGGGUGCCAGCUCCAGGUAGUGGUUAUAUUUGGUCCAUUGUGUUUACAUGGAGAGGCAGUGCUAAAAAAACUCCUAGAGGGGUGACUCUCAAUGGCUUUCUCCUCUCCAAAAUACUUGUUUCAUUUUGAUUAAUUUAAUUUGUUUGGAUCUGUGGUGAGCGUUUUUAAAUAUUUACAAACAAAUGGUGUUGAAGUUGACCUAAAUGACUUACAUUCUACACACUCAAUACAUAAAUAUCCGGAUGUAAUAGUAUAAUGUAACUGUAAAGGCAUAUGUAUUUCCCCUACUUUGCAGUCUAUUUGACCUUUGACCUUAACCCCCUUUUAAUUUGUUCAGAAAACGUGAUGAUGUAGAUUGUCAAGAUGGCAGAGCAACCUUCCCUCAGAUACUUUACAGUUAAUGUAAAUUAUAAAGAAUGUCAUAAUAGUAUAGUGGGAGUACUAUCUCAGAAUAAUUUCACAUUGUUUGAAAACUGUAUACUCAUACAGGCUCUGAUAAAUGUAAAGUUGUCAUUUUCUGUCCAUACUUAUCUUUUACCACAAAAUUAGUUUUUGCUGGAAGAAAUUUAUGUUAUUUUAGAUUUUAUGCAAAUGUUUUUAUUAUUCAUUAUAUAUUUAUUUUAUUAGGCACAAAACCUGAUGACAUACUGGAAAGACAAAACUAUUUAUAUUUUUGUCAACAUAUAUUUAUUUGUGUAUUUAUUCAUAUUCGUUUGUUUAUUGGUUUUAUCUUCUAAGUGCAUUAUAUGGUUUCUCUCCCCUUAUUGCAAUGUGCAUUUACUGCUAAGGCAGCUAGUGAAAAAAGAAGCCCAAUCUGCAUGGAGAUGGAGAUGAUCCCAGUACUGGCUCAUGGGCUUGUAAGAGCUGUGAACAACUGCAAGCCGCUGCUGUAAAUACAUUUUUUGUAUUUGUUCUUAGUCGACUUGCUUGGCUCAAUAAAGGUUACAAUUAUUUGUCUGCCAGCAGAAAGGUGUGAUAUCUGAACUAAUACAGAUGACAGGCGCACUGUACCAGCUCUGUGGCAGAGAAGAAAAUGCUGCCAUUGGCCUGUGGAGAGUGAUGCAGCAGAGCAUGAGAUUGGCAAUAUCAGAGAGCUUACAUGGUUUUCGAAAGUUUAUUUUUCAAGUCAGUUUGUGCGAGCAGCUGCACUAUAUCCGUCAAAAGAACUCACAUUGCUUGUCAUCCUGAUUUAUUCAUACCUAAUUAGCGUGACAUUAUAUGUGUUUCUUGUGUUGACCGUAUCUCUGUAUUAUGUUGCACAAAAUAACUCUAGAUGCAUAAUUGUUGUACAAAAUGUAAUGUCUGUUUUUUCUUGUAUUUUUGAAUGGAGUAUUUAUUUAUUUUGGACCGAAAGACAAUUGUUGAUUUUAGUGUAGUUUUUAUUAUUUGCUAACUAGAUCAGACAAUUGUCUUUUUGAGUGUUCACACAAAUCACAUAAUUAAAAAAAUAUAUAGGAGAGAGGAUGAUAAUACUGCAUCAUAAGGCAUGUUAAUACUGUACAAGAUCUGUAAUAAAAGUGAAUUAUAAUAGCCUGUUUCCUCAGACUAUAUUUGUUAGUCUAAAUUACUGCUGCUGGAACAAUGCUGUACUGAUAAAUGUUAUGGAUUUAGUGUAAAGUUUACCGAACAACCUUCCAAUAUGCAAAAGCAUGCUUUUCUAUGUCAGCGCAACUGUAUAUAUGUUUAUGUAACAAGAAAAGUAUACCUUGGUAUUCACAGUCAAAUAGAAAGUGUUGGUGAUACACCUGUAGAUUUUGGGGUCAGUGUGUUGGCAGAUAUGUAUAACUGACAGUAGCUUGUGUGUGUGAUGUGCCCUCUAUUAUGUUUGGUGUGAAAAUUGUUUUUGUGGCCUUAUAUUGCCAGUAGUUUAUUUCUCUUUGAUAACAGGUUUGUAUGUUGGAAUGUCCAGCAUUUGAGUAUCUCACCUAUCUGUAACACUGAUGCACUGACAGUACUGUUGUGGCUAAACAUCCUUCUUUCAAUGACUAUUGGCAGAUUUUAACUAGAAAAAUGUUGAAAAGGAAGACUGCAUAACAUUCCAACUGAUAAAGGUUAUUCAAAAAGGAACAAAAAAAAUGAAUGAAUUUAUUUAGUGAGUGGAAUAUUAUCAAGAGGAGGAAAUAAAAACAACACAAACUGGUGCAAGUGUUGAAUGAUUUAAUGAUUCCUGGCACUACGUCGAUCAAUCAAUAAAAAGACCGAAACACAGA
Perca fluviatilis (European perch) is the source of this 2892-nucleotide messenger RNA. RefSeq names its product ADP-ribosylation factor 3a (gene arf3a). Lineage: Eukaryota; Metazoa; Chordata; Actinopteri; Perciformes; Percidae. The transcript has 5 exons. Gene Ontology annotation, cellular component: plasma membrane; cytoplasm. Gene Ontology annotation, biological process: vesicle-mediated transport; intracellular protein transport. Gene Ontology annotation, molecular function: GTPase activity; GTP binding. The coding region runs from base 107 to 652 and encodes 181 amino acids. The record is from RefSeq and is a predicted model, not a curated record.